AUGGCUAAGCCGCACAUCUCGCAUCUCGCCGACCUCACACCUGCGUCCCCCGAGCGGACGUGGCUCACCGCACCGCACCCGACCCUCCCCAUCGUAGCAACCUGCAGCUCCGACAAGACCGUCCGCAUCUACUCGCUCACAAACUUCAAGCUCCUCUCCACCAUCUCCGACGGCCACAAGCGCAGCGUGCGCACCUGCGCCUGGAAACCACAUCUGCAAGGCGAAAGCGUACUCGCAACGGGGAGUUUCGACGCCACCGUGGGAAUCUGGCGACGAUGGGACAAGUACGGGAAUGAAACCAACCACAACAACGCAGCUGUGGACAAUGACAUGAAUGAGGAUGCCUCUGACGAUGAAGAAAAAGAGUGGCGCUUCGCUGUCCUCCUAGACGGACACGACAGCGAAGUCAAGUCGCUAUCCUGGUCUGCGUCGGGAAUGUUACUAGCCACUUGCUCGCGCGACAAAUCGAUUUGGAUCUGGGAGGACCUGGAUGAUGGAGACGAUAAUUUCGAGACCGUGGCGGUGAUGCAGGAACAUGACGGGGAUGUCAAGUGCGUUGCGUGGCAUCCCACGGAAGAAUGCCUCGCCUCCGGGAGCUACGACGACACGAUCAGGGUGUGGCGGGAGGAUCUGGAUGAUUGGGGACAAGUUGCUUGCGUCCGGGGGCAUGGGGGCACGGUGUGGUUUCUGGAUUGGGAAGGCGUGGAGAAUAUGCCUACAAUCUCGUCCGCUGAGCAGCGCGAUCAGUGGCGCGAACAGCGCUCUCUCUCCGGUCCGCGACUGAUUUCCUGCUCGGAUGAUCGCACUGUGCGUGUAUGGACCCGCCAGCCCAAGGAGGGUCAGCAGCCAGCUAUGAGUUCGUCUGCUAUGACGGGGAUUCCGAGUAUUAUUCGGCCGACGGGAUCGGACGAGACGUGGGAGGAGGAGGCGGUGCUGCCGCAUGCUCAUGAACUGGCAGUCUAUGCGGUGGCGUGGAGUCGGCAGACUGGUCUUGUUGCUUCUGCUGGCGCAGAUGGGCGAAUUGUGAUCUACGAAGAGCGGGUCGUGCCCUCGACCGAGGCGCCGUUGCGGACGGAGUGGGCGGUUCUGGCUGUUGUGGAUGGUGCGCAUGGGAUCUACGAGAUCAAUCAUGUUGUCUGGACGAAGCGGGCGGAUCGUAACGCCGAGGGCAACGCGGACGAAGAAGUCCUGGUGUCGACAGCGGAUGAUGGCACCGUCAAGGUGUGGACACUGCAGCGGUGA
Penicillium lagena is the source of this 1242-nucleotide messenger RNA. It is a transcript of the gene cia1, whose product is annotated as iron-sulfur cluster assembly protein CIA1. Lineage: Eukaryota; Fungi; Ascomycota; Eurotiomycetes; Eurotiales; Aspergillaceae. Gene Ontology annotation, biological process: iron-sulfur cluster assembly. Gene Ontology annotation, molecular function: protein binding. The record is from RefSeq and is a predicted model, not a curated record. The transcript has a single exon. Gene Ontology annotation, cellular component: cytosolic [4Fe-4S] assembly targeting complex. The coding region runs from base 1 to 1242 and encodes 413 amino acids.